Molecule: messenger RNA, 1041 nt
Organism: Lasiosphaeria miniovina
Lineage: Eukaryota; Fungi; Ascomycota; Sordariomycetes; Sordariales; Lasiosphaeriaceae
Exons: 5
Coding region: 1-984 (327 amino acids)
Source: RefSeq, a predicted model, not a curated record
AUGGUUUUCCAUGACCCUCAGUUUCAGCUGUACAUCAAUGGAUUCAUCAACAAAAUCCCCUUUGAGGAUGCUAAGGUCCUCUCAUCAGAGCACGAGCGGACGACGCUCUCAAGGAACGACCAAGAAGUGGGGCGCUUCUUCCGGUCCCUUGACAUUGACAGCAUUUCUCAGCCACAUCACGAUCUCGACGGGUUCAUCUCCGAAAGGAACAAGGAACGGCUAGUUGACCUCGCCGGCAAAGGGCGUCUGAUCGAGGGAAACUUGGGUGGAGCUCGCAUUCUCAACAUCGAAGACAUCUCUACAGCCAUUUCCCCCGGUCCUGACGCGGACACCGUGUACGUUAUCGGCCAUCGGCACCCUGACGCCGAUUCAAUCGUCAGUUCAGCCUUUGAAGCAGCUCGGCGGCAGCUCGUCUAUGGGAAGCCUUGCGUUGCAUGGUCCGACGGCUUGCCCCAUGUCUUCGGACCCAUCAACGACAUCGUCCUCGUGGACCGCAAUUCCAUUGACGGGGGCCACGAACACCAAGUCAGGUCAAUCAUCGACCAUCACAUUCCACGAGGUAUCUUGGUCGUCAACUGUCCAGGUUUACAUCAAGUUGCUAGGCUCGGGCCUGGAUCUGACGGCGCGACUGCGAGGGAGCUCCUAGAGGCCACUCUCCUGGAGGCAGAACCGGACCUGGCAAAAAGCAUGAGCGUCUUGGACAACCUUAUUCUGGGCUGCCUGAAAACCCUGGCCAGCGAAUACGCCAACUAUCCAGAUCUCAUGGCCAUGAUGACCAAUGACACUACACUAAGCGACCCGUUCGUGGCCGAUUACAAGGAGAGACUAUACGGCUUUGUUGUCAAGACUCGCAUUCCAGCUUCGUACGAGCAAAGGGCAAAAACCAACAUUGAGCGCCACCUCUCCCUUAGUCUGACGUUCCGCCCGAUAUACCGCGACAUCCCGCCGAUCAAGUACACCGUCAGCAGCGACAGCGGCUCCUAGGUCAAGUUUGACGUCUUUCCCAGGCUCUUGUCGAUCCAGCCUGAGCCUGAGUCUGAG